Molecule: messenger RNA, 2669 nt
Organism: Trichomycterus rosablanca
Lineage: Eukaryota; Metazoa; Chordata; Actinopteri; Siluriformes; Trichomycteridae
Product: gamma-aminobutyric acid receptor subunit rho-1
Exons: 10
Coding region: 40-1473 (477 amino acids)
Biological process (GO): signal transduction; chemical synaptic transmission; chloride transmembrane transport
Cellular component (GO): GABA-A receptor complex; neuron projection; plasma membrane
Molecular function (GO): GABA-A receptor activity; extracellular ligand-gated monoatomic ion channel activity; neurotransmitter receptor activity
Source: RefSeq, a predicted model, not a curated record
AGCAGUGUGUUGUAUCUGACUGAAGGUGAAUGCUGGAAAAUGUGUACCAUGCAGACAGAUGCUGAAGUAAUGCUGAUAUGUAUCUGUGUGAUGGUGGCUUCUGGAAUGUCUGUCCACCAAAUGGGUUACAAACCGACCUUCACGCAUAGCAGGAGUCGGAGGGAAAUGGAAGUAGUGGAUGGAGGAAAUCACAAGUCUGGCAGUUUAAUUUACAGACGAACUCCAGACAUAACAAAAUCACCUGUGACAAAAUCAGAGCAAUUAUUAAGGAUAGACGAUCAUGACUUUACAAUGAGACCAGCAUUUGGAGGACCUCCUAUACCAGUGGGAGUGGAUGUUCAGGUAGAGAGCCUUGAUACUAUCUCUGAGGUUGAUAUGGAUUUCACUAUGACUCUGUACCUGAGGCAUUACUGGAAAGACGAGCGUCUGUCAUUUCCGAGCACAAACAACCAAAGCAUGACCUUCGACAGCAGGCUGGUAAAAAAGAUCUGGGUGCCUGACCUGUUCUUUGUCCACUCAAAAAGAUCUUUCAUCCACGACACAACCACAGACAAUGUGAUGCUGCGGGUUUAUCCUGAUGGAAAUGUGCUCUACAGCUUGAGAGUAACAGUCACUGCCAUGUGCAACAUGGACCUCAGUCGUUUUCCGCUGGACACACAGACCUGCUCACUUGAGAUAGAGAGCUAUGCCUACACGGAUGAUGACCUCAUGUUGUACUGGAAGAAAGGAAAUGAGUCUUUAAACACGGACGACAGAAUCUCACUCUCACAGUUUCUCAUCCAAAAGUUUCACACAACUACAAAGCUGGCUUUUUACAGCAGCACGGGCUGGUACAAUAGGUUGUACAUUCACUUUACCCUUCGACGCCACAUCUUCUUCUUCUUGCUGCAGACGUAUUUUCCUGCAACGCUAAUGGUCAUGUUGUCAUGGGUAUCGUUUUGGAUUGACCGCCAGGCGGUGCCUGCUAGAGUUCCUUUAGGUAUCACUACAGUCCUUACAAUGUCCACCAUCAUCACUGGAGUAAAUGCCUCCAUGCCGCGUGUAUCCUACAUCAAGGCUGUGGAUAUCUACCUCUGGGUCAGCUUUGUGUUUGUGUUCCUCUCUGUGAUAGAAUACGCUGCUGUGAACUACCUGACCACAGUACAAGAGCGCACAGAGAGGAAACUUCGAGAACAAUUACCCUGCACGUGUGGUAUAGCAAACCCAGACGAGGACUUGAUGGUGACCACCGGCUUUAGUGACAUAGACCAAAGUCCAACAGGGAAUUAUGGAAUGCCAGAGAAUGGAGGGAGGCAGGAGAGGAUCUUGGCUCAGUUCACAAUAGCAGAUAAUCAGACCACCAGCCAGGUGAGAAACCCAAGAAGCUACAUCAACAUCUGGAUAGACACUCACGCUAUAGACAAGUACUCACGAGUGAUCUUUCCUGGAGCUUACACCCUGUUCAACAUCAUCUACUGGUCCAUCUAUUCAUAACACAUCUGCCUCAACCAAACCUGCAGAGUAUGAACAGAGACAGAGAGUAUUUUGUAUGGGUGCACUAAAAAUUCACCUAAAAAUGGGAGAAAAAAAACCCCUCUGCCUUUUUAUUUCAAUGUCUUAAAAUAUUUGUAGUUUUUAAAAUGUUAUUUGCUUAUUGUAUAGUUUUGGAACCCUUUGAUCUUUAAUGUAUUGGCAGUUUAAACAUGAAUGUGAUCAGUAAUUGUCUUUAAUUUAGCUAUUUUAAUAUCCAAUUCUAUUUUAAUUUCUUUAUAUAGAACUUGGUUUAUUCUGUUAUUGAGUUACUGUACAAUAAGCAGUGUGUCCCAAAAAAAAGAGCACUCUUUUUGUCCAGUAAAAUAUGGAUGGACUGUGUAAAUUCUCAGAUAUUCUCAGAGGUACAUACUAGAACUUCAGGGGGACAUUCAUCUUUUUUUAUGCAGAAAAAACAUCUCUCUGAUGUGUGCAGUCUUACUGAUCCCUUCUUAUUCACCCACACUUUGGUAACUUGUGCGUGAGGUCGGCUUCGUGCACAGAGAGACAUGCCUUGACCUCUGCGCUCCUUCACAUUUGUGCAGGCUCCCUUGGCAACCAGGGUCCUUACACAGCCCCACCCCUCUAUUAAUCAGGUCAUUUCCCACUCAGCAGACUGAAGGCCAAUUUUGUCUGCUGCAGGCAUCAGCCAAUUAUGUUUGCUAGAUGGAGCCCAUCAACCAGUAGCAGAGCCCGAUAUUCGAACCGGGUUCAGAAUCUUGGCACUUGGGUGCUAGCGGAUUAUCAUGUUGGGAUGCUCAUCUUUAUCAGGAUCACAGUGGGUCUAACGCAACACUGGGGCCCUGGACAGAAUGCCAGUACAUUGCAGGACAUCACCCAUCCACUCACUCACAACUAGAAACCUGACCAUAUUUUGAAUGUUUUGGUUAAGUGGGACUCAGAAGCGAAUUAUAACCACAGCUGAAACGCAAACUCAGGUUACUAUGAUCCGGGAUAUGUGCUGUACAUCCGCAUUUAAAUACUGUAAAUCCAUUAAUAAUAAUUAAUAAUGAUUAAGCAGAAUAUUUUUUAUUUUGUUAACUUACCAUUCAUUGUAUAAGAUUUGAUGAAAAGUUAGAUAAAAAUGAAAAAAUAUAGCUUGAUGAAAAAAAAUGAUGACAGCUGGAGUAAUUGUCUUGAUAAAAAUAAAAAGCCGUUUC